AUGUUUCAUUGCCUGUUAUAUCUCACCUUAAUUCUAACAACAGCUAUCGCCCAUGCCAGACUGUCUAUAAUACCGCGUUAUAAUGUCAAAACAGUAUUGCCCCAAAGAAAUAAUGUGAUAUGGCGAAAAUACAUAUCAAAAUCCCGCACAUGGCUGAAGAAUGGUUUCGAGGAAUCGAACGAAGUUGCAAAACACAAAAGGACUGCUAAUUUGGUAAAUGGAUCUUCCAGAGGAGGAGAGAAACAUAAAAAUGAAACACUGGGACACAAAAGCCAACGUCACGUGAGAAAUGGAUACAUAAACACGCCGAACACAUUCUUACGCGAAUGUUUAUGCGCCCAUAAUUAUAAGCGAUGGCUUCACGGCAUACCAAGCCUACGAUGGUCGGCGAAGUUGACAAAGGUGGCUCAACGUCGAGCAGAUGAGCUGGCGUUGAUGAACAGCACUAGUAUUUCAAAACUGAGAGUGAACGAAAACGAAAAUAUAUAUGUUGAAAAGAUUGUUGAUCUUUCAAGAUCCUGUCCUCGCGCAGUGGAAUUCUGGUACAAGAAAAGCGACAAAUAUAACCACACACAAAACGAUCUUUCUAGCGAUGCAGAACACUUCACCCGCUUUCUUUGGCCGUCGUCAUCAACCCUUGGUGUUGGUCGCGCCAUCUCUUCGUCAGGAAACGUAAUCGUGGUGGCGAAAUAUCGACCUAUUGGGAAUGUACAAGGGAAGUUUAAAGCAAACGUAAAAAAGACUAUUUCGGAGAACAGUUUAAACGUAGAAACAGCUUGUUCCAUCAACCACAUGGAUGAAAGAGUAACGUCUGGUCCUGAUACUGUUGUGCCAGCCGCAGACUUAGAGUUUAAUUUCCCAGACUUAGCUAGUAUGGAAAGAGAUUUAUCAGGUUCAGCACUUAGAAAAUUUAAAACCUCGUCAUCUCUGCCUGGUAGUUCCCGUGGAGUCUCUAGUGAUUCAUUAAAUGCACGCAUUAUUUCUAAUUAUUCGUCGGCUAAUGCACCUAAUAAUCUUAGUGAUUUGGGUAAUUCCAGAGAUCCAACUGGUGGCAAUAAUCAAUCUCUUGCACCACCUGGUAAUAUGUCUACCUCGAAAGGUCCACCUGGAAAUGCAAUUUCCUCUAGCAAUACUACCACACCUGGAGGUCCACCUGGUAGCACUACAUCGGCUGAAAGUCCACCUGGUAGUACUUCUACGUUUGGAAGCCUAUCUACUAGUUCUACCUCAUUUGGAGGAAUCCCUGUUAGAACUACUUCCUCUAGUGGUCCACCUGGUGAUAAUUCUUUCUCAGGAGGUCCACCUGGUAUUAUGACCUCCUCUAGUGGCCCACCUGGUAGUGCUACCUCCGCUGUAGGCCUAUCUUCUACUAAUUCGUCUGGAGGUUCACUGACUGGUAGAACGACUUUCUCUAGAGGCCCACCUGGAAGUACUACUACCUUCGUUGGAGGUCCACCUGCUAGUACAACUUCCUCCGCAGGUCCACCAGGUAGUACAACUUACUCUGGAGGCCCACCUGGCAGUACUAAUACCUUCGCUGGAGGUCCACCUGGUAGUACAACUUCUUCCGCAGGUCCACCUGGUAGUACAACUUCUUCCGCAGGUCCACCUGGUAGCACAACUUACUCUGGAGGCCCACCUGGCAGUACUAAUACCUUCGGUGGAGGUCCACCUGGUAGUACAACUUCUUCCGCAGGUCCACCUGGUAGCACAACUUACUCUGGAGGCCCACCUGCUAGUACUACCUCUGCUAAAGGUCCACCUGGAAGUACUGCUAAGGCAGGAGGCCCAGCUACUAGCACUACUUCUUUUGGAGAACCACCUGGGAGCACUACUUCCUCUAAUGGCCGACCUAGUAGUAAUAAUUUCUCCGGAGGUCCACCUGGUAGUAUGACUUCCUCUAGUGGCCCAGCUGGUAGUGCUACCUCCGCUGUAGGCGUGUCUACUAGUACUAACUCUUCUGGAAGUUCAACUGGCAGUACGCCUUCCUCUAGUGACCCACCUGGAAGUACUACCUUCGCUGGAGGUCCACCUGGUAGUACAACUUCCUCCGCAGGUCCACCUGGUAGUAUGACUUCCUCUAGUGGCCCACCUGGUAGGGCUACCUCCGCUGUAGGCGUGUAUACUAGUACUAACUCUUCUGGAAGUUCAACUGGCAGUACGCCUUCCUCUAGUGGCCCACCUGGAAGUACUACCUUCGCUGGAGGUCCACCUGGUAGUACAACUUCCUCCGCAGGUCCACCUGGUAGUAUGACUUCCUCUAGUGGCCCACCUGGUGGUGCUACCUCCGCUGCAGGCCUAUCUACUAGCACUAAUUCUUCUGGAGGUUUAACGGGUAGCACGACUUCCUCUAGUGGCCCAAAUGGAAGUACUACCUUCGCUGUAGGCGUGUCUACCAGUACUAACAACUCUUCUAGCGGUUCAACUGGCAGUACGCCUUCCUCUAGUGGUCCACCUGAAAGUACCACCUUCGCUGUAGGCGUGUCUACCAGUACUAACUCUUCUGGCGGUUCAACUGGCAGUACGCCUUCCUCUAGUGGCCCACCUGGAAGUACAACUUCCUCUGCAGGUCCACCUGGUAGUAUGACUUCCUCUGGUGGUCCACCUGGUAGUGCUACCACCGCUGGAGGCCCAGCUGUUGGUACUACCUUAUCCAAAGGCCCAUUUGGUAAUAGCAAAACAACAUCUGGGGGCCCGCCCGGCAGAACAACUUCAACUAACGGUCCUCCUGGUACUUCUGAAGCUGCUUCUGGUAGUUCUGGUAAUUCCGCAGCUCCAUCUAGUGGUUCUGGUCAUUCAGAAGGUCCAUCUGGUAGUUCUAAUAAUUCUGGAGCUCCGCCUGGUAGUUCAGGUACACCUAAAGGUCCGCCUGGAAGUUCUGGUAAUACGGAGGGUCCACCUAUUAGUUCUGGUAUCAUCGAAGGCCCACCUGGUAGUUCUAGUACAUCUGGAGGUUCGCCUAGUAGUUCAGAUAAAUCUGAAGGUCCACCUGGAAGUUCUGGUAAUAGUGAGGAUCCACCAAGUAGUUCUCAUAUGAUCGAAGGCCCACCAGGUAGUUCUAGCAAUUCUGGAGGCGUGCCAGGCAGUUCAGGUAAUACAAAAGGUCCACCUGGAAGUUCUGGUAAAACCGAAGGCCCGCCUGGUAGUUCUGGCAUUAUCGAAGGCCCAUCUGGUAGUUCUGGCAUCAUCGAAGGCCCGCCUGGUAGUUCUAGUAACUUUGGAGGUCGGCCCAGUAGUUCUGGUGGUAGUAUAAUUAGUACACUGCCGGACGUGGUUGAAGAAAUAACUUCAGUAAACACAUCGUUCAAGCCUGCUUCAAGAAUAAAUUAUCAACCUAGUUUCACAAUUCCGAUUUUUCAUUUGCCACAAAACCAAACAGCACCAGAUAUCAUCGGUAGACGUUUCAACGUUACCAUUGUGCUCUUACAACAACCGUUCCGAGCUGACCUGCUACAUAGGAACAGCAUUAUUUUUUACCAAAUUAAAAGCGCCUUGGAACAAGCGAUCCGCAAUCUUUACGCCGACAAUUCAUUCUUUCUUGGUGUCCAAGUGACAGAAUUUCGUGCAAUUAACAAAGAUUUCACUGGCCGGUCAGCUAUUUCUGGGCGUCCUACAAUAAGCUAUAGCGAGCUUGUCACUGUUGCCAUUCUGAAGUUAAAUUUCAAAGAGGUAAUGAAAGGCCAUCUCCGGCUCCUGAAUAGGCAAUUAGAGAGUGGAAUACUUGGCAGUGUUUUCGUUAAAAGAACUCUAUUCGCAGUUCGCAUUGAUAAAGACUCGUGCACUUCACAUUGCAAGAAACCUCAUUAUUGUUUUCCUUCAUGCACGGCGUUAUGUUGUUUACCUGAUGAUAUACUAAAAUGCCCAAGUGAAUGCUAUAUCUUCUGCAGCCCACGUUGCCCGUGGCAUUGCUGCUGGAAUAAAACAUCAUGGCUUGAACGAUAACAGCGACCAUCUUCUGGAACAUGAAACACAGCUGCCAGCAAGUGUUAAAUAACCCCUAACCCAGUGUCGGAAUGUAGUCUAAACGGGAGUAAGAAAAUGGCCAUUCCGCCAUCUUAGGCCUGUUUUCCACUUCAACCGUAUCGUAACGUAACGUAACGUAUUUCUUUGUUUCCGAGAUAUUC
Dendronephthya gigantea is the source of this 4124-nucleotide messenger RNA. RefSeq names its product mucin-19-like. NCBI's taxonomy places the organism in Eukaryota, Metazoa, Cnidaria, Anthozoa, Malacalcyonacea, Nephtheidae. Bases 1 to 3942 code for a protein of 1313 amino acids. The record is from RefSeq and is a predicted model, not a curated record. The transcript has 8 exons.